This is a messenger RNA of Trametes versicolor FP-101664 SS1, 1756 nucleotides long. RefSeq lists its product as uncharacterized. The coding region runs from base 11 to 1477 and encodes 488 amino acids. Gene Ontology annotation, molecular function: N-acetyltransferase activity. The transcript has 2 exons. The record is from RefSeq and is a predicted model, not a curated record. Lineage: Eukaryota; Fungi; Basidiomycota; Agaricomycetes; Polyporales; Polyporaceae.
AGCAAGGUCAAUGGGCGCGGACACAGGGAACGAUGCGACUCCAGCAAACUCGACCCGGAAGCAGCUGAGGGAGGCAGGCAGAUUCGAGAAUUACUUCUUUGCUCGUGCUCGCCUUGGCUUUCUGUCGUGGGUCGUCGUCUCCGCCAAAUACCACAAUGGCGCGGGUGCGGCGCUCGACAAGCCCACCCUGUUCGUGGCACUCGACCAUGUCGUACGCUGCCUGCCUGCGCUCGCGUCCCGUAUGGAAUACACCGCCAGUCUUCCUACUGCGCCCGCCGUCUGGCUUCGCCUUCCUUCGGUCGACCUGAACAAACUUGUCGAGUUCCGUGAGGAAGACUCUACACAGUUACACACGGUCCUGGAGACAAUGUACGCGGCCCCAGCACAAUACGCGGAUGACGUCCCGCCUUGGAAGCUGUUUGUCCUGCGCGAUGGCACGGUCGCUUUCACCUACGAGCACACGAUCGGCGACGGCCAGAGCGGCAUGGCCUUCCAUGCUGCACUUCUCAAUGCCCUGUGCACGCCGAUCGCGCCCCCUACAGAGCACUCCGGCGUAGUCACCGACCUCCCUGAAGACGCCUCCCUCAGUCUUGCCAUGGAGGACGCUAUGGACGUUUCCGUCCCGAUUACAAUGUUGCUCUGGGAGAUCUUCAAACCCUUCUGGCCACCGGCUCAGCGCAGGCUGCGGGAGUCAUGGACGGGCAAGGACGUCCCCAGCGAUGCCAUCCGCGGUAUGACGGUACGCAUUUUGGGGCACUACCCACCGGCGGAUGGAAAAUACCUCGUGGAGCUCUCUCGCGCACACAAGACCACGCUCACUGGGACGCUGCACACCGUCGCACUCGUCGUCCUCUCGCGUCUCAUCCGUACCCACCCGGAGGCGGAGAAAUACAAGACGAUCGCGACGACGGUCCCCAUUUCUAUGCGGCGAUUCACCCACGUCCCACCCACCGCUUUCUGCAACCAUGUGUCAGCCCUGCGCGAAGACUACCCUAUCCUCCCCUUAGGAUCAAAGGAAGAGGGCGCCAUCAUGACCGCCGAAAACUUCCCCUGGGAUCUCGCUGCGGGCCUUGUUGACGCGCUCAAACGCGAAGCACCACGUUCAGGAUCCGCAGUGGGCCUCCUCAAGUUUGUCGGCGGGAAGUACGAGCAAUAUCUCCGCAGCCAGCUGGGCAAGAAGCGCGCUGCGGGCCUUGAGCUCUCGAAUAUCGGACCUUUCCCCGUGGCCCACCUGGAGAAAACUGCGGAGGAUGCGCCGCCUAGCAGCCGAUGGGACGCCGACGAGGUACUGUUUGCGCAGGCGAGUGCCACGCUGGGGCCUGCGCUGUGCCUGAAUGUGGCCGGGACACCUGCGGGGGGCUUUGGAGUGACGGUCACGUACAACAGGGAGGCGGUUGACGAGGCGCUGGCGGAGGAGUUUGUGGAGGCGUUCAAAGCUGGGGUGCAGGGACUGCUCGCAUCGCGGCCGGCUUCGUAGAACGUGAGUUGUGCACCGUCCUAAUCACCCCUCCGUGGGCUCACUGAUCUCCAAUACCGUAGAAGACCCUCUUGUUCAAGCUCCUUACAUAUACCCCAUAGUACUGAGAUGAUGCUGCGCCAAGCGUCAUACAUUUUGUCGAGUUCUACCCUCUACGGAGCUAUACGCACUGACCUGGGUCUUUCCGGAUGCUGUCAUUCACGCCGAGGCAAACGGGUCCGGGUACGGGUACUGAGAUUGCACUCACGUUGCCACGCGUACAAGUAUGACUGGUCUAUA